This is a messenger RNA of Seriola dumerili (greater amberjack), 3661 nucleotides long. RefSeq lists its product as uncharacterized. The coding region runs from base 292 to 1809 and encodes 505 amino acids. The record is from RefSeq and is a predicted model, not a curated record. The transcript has 4 exons. Gene Ontology annotation, molecular function: RNA polymerase II transcription regulatory region sequence-specific DNA binding; DNA-binding transcription activator activity, RNA polymerase II-specific. Gene Ontology annotation, biological process: regulation of transcription by RNA polymerase II. Gene Ontology annotation, cellular component: nucleus. Lineage: Eukaryota; Metazoa; Chordata; Actinopteri; Carangiformes; Carangidae.
AGCCGCUCCUCAGUUUACAGGUCGACCACAACAAAGCAACAACUCGUUCUUUUGCGCUGUCCCGGAUAUUCCGAGCUAAAAUAUGGCUUUUUAAAUUCGUGAAGCUGUUGGACCCGAAAAGAAGUCGUGCUUUGCUUUUGCAACGCACCCCCAAGUGCUCUACAUUUUUUUCUGCAAGAAUGGAGUUUCAUUAUGCUCACCCAGCCCUGCUCUCUGUGGCCCAUCUGUCAGACCCUGCUUUCUCUCAGCAUAUGCUUGGACUUGGACUGAAUCAAAGCACCAACAGACAAAAUGAUGGCAACAUCAGCUCCUGUUUGGAAGACUCUUCGUGUCUGCCCGGCAGACCCCCUCGCUCUCUCUCACCCACAGGCUAACCACAGCCAAUCACAGGGGUGCAGGGGGGAGGUGUCAGAGGAGAGUCAGCACUUAAUUGGUGAUGGUCUCACUGACUGGAUGACGGAAGAAGUGGAUUUCUCCUCGUACCUCCCAAACCCCCCUUCCCCUCCCUCCUCCACCAAUGCCUCCCUUCCCCCUUCACCCCUUCAGAAUGAUAUCCAGGUGCCCUCUGACUUGGAGGUCAUGACCUCCUUGCUGCAGGAGGAACUUGCCCAACUAGAGGACUACUUCCUGUCUGAACCAGUGCCAGAGAAAGGGCCGAGGCUGGGAAAAUGUGACAGGGGUCCACUGCCGGUGGGUCCUCAGCCGUUCAGUCAGCUGCCAUACGCAUCAUACUCUACAUCCAACCAAUCGGAAUCCAGCCCACUUCUUGUUACCCUGGCAACCGGAGAACUGGACCUGCUGAGUAUCUGUGGCGGGCCCAUUGGGCGAUCCAAAAUUCCAAGACACGCCCCGUACAGCUGCAGUCGCCCCAGUGGGUGUGGUAGGAAAAGAGUUCCUGAUAGUGUUAGGUUCAGUGAAGGCUAUGAUAACAGUUUGUUGAAUUCCAAAGGAAGCAACUCAGGUAACUCAGCAGUGACCCUGACAGGUAAUUAUGGCUGUGUAGAAGACGAGCAGCUGGUAGGAAAAAGCUACUGUCUGGGUAGCGCAGUCGAGGUCAGAAGAUGUGCCGUUCUACCCAAAGAAGAGAAAAAUUGCUGUUUCAGUCAAGAUGUUAUUGGUGGUGCAAAAGUUGUUGGUGGAGGAUUUGGCUUUGGUGGAUCACUUGAUGUCCCACACAAGAAAGAAGAUUUGUUGAUGUAUAGCAUGAGGGAGGUCAGUGGAGGUACCAGUAACAGCGAGGUGCUGAACAGUAUCAAAACUAGUGUGGAGGUGACAAAAGCCACUGUUUCUUGGAAAACUGAGAACAGUGAAGGUUGUUAUCUUCCAACAACACCGCAGCCUGAGGCCUAUCAUAGCUUUUUAGGCAACAUCAAUGACCAGGUCAAAUCAGAGAGUCUACAAAUAGGGCAGCAUGAUUUACACUGUAAUUUCCUUGAGGAUCAGGGGCCAGAGUGUCUUUUAAUGGCUAGGGAGAGUCUGAACUUGGAGUCCUCAGGGCACAGACAAGCAUGCAGGCUGAAGGAAGACCACUCUGCUGUGAAAUACGAAGUGGACAUCACUCCAGUUGAAGGCGGUGAACGCAAACAGAAGAAGAGAGAUCAGAACAAAACUGCCGCUCACAGGUAUCGCCAGAGAAAAAGGGCGGAGCUAGAUUCUUUGGAGGAACAGUUGCAUUGUCUUGAAGGGAGGAACCGGGAGCUCCGGGACAAGGCAGAGUCCGUAGAACGUGAAAUCCAGUAUGUUAAAGACCUGCUGAUUGAAGUUUACAAGGCCCGUAGCCAAAGGCUCAAGCAGGACACAACAGGGUAACACCAAGCUCCUGCAAGUACAUUUAAAGAGGGUGUAACAGGGAAAAUGUGGAGCUUUUUGUGUCUUUAAGAUUGUCCAGAAUUGAAUGUUUAAUUUAGUUUUUUCAUGGCGGGCGGGGUAAAUGCAUGCUUUGCUAUGUGUGAAUUAUUUUUUACAUUUCAAAUCAACACUAUCCAAUGCUUCCACUGCUUUCGCACUCUAUUCACUUGAGCCUGCACUGUGGCAUUGCAAUGCUUUAAAUGACAAUCAUUUUUAAUAGGUCUCGCACUGCGUGAAUUUACAAAUUGAAAUAGGGUUAUUUCUUAUGAAGUAAUGUUAUUCAUUAUGCAGGUUUAAUCUUUUUAAUAGCCUUACAUUGGAAGUGAUGUCAGCAAUAGAACUUGAUGUUUUGUUUUCAGUUUUAAACUUUUAUUUGCAAUUACUGUAUCACCCUUUUGAAUUGCUGAAGUAUGAAAUAUGUCGUUGGUAUCAAAUGCAUCAUUUUAUUUUGAACACAUCUUUCAAACCAAAUAUUUUCUAGAAUAAUUUCUAGUCACCCUAAAACAGCAAAUGAUAUUUCAAUUGCUAUAAAUAUUUUGAAAUAUAAAUGUGUUGACUUAUACAAUUGCGGAAAGAACCGCUGACAUACAGAGGGGGAAAAAACUUUUUGUCAACCUUAGCAAAAAAUGUAACAUUUUUAUAAUUUCAAUAUUUUAUAUUUUAAAAUGUUUUUUGACAAAGCAUUUGAUCAACUUUAGGUCUAAUAUUCAGUAGUUCAUGGGAUCUCUAUAUAUAGAGAUGUUAGAAAUGUUACUUUGUCUACUAUAUUUACAUUUGGUUUUCUGAGAUUUGCAUUACAUGUGACAAAUCACCUUCUUUUUUCAGCAGUGGCUGCAAAUAUUGCCCCAGUUAUAGAUUCUGUGAGCAAAAGAGAAGUAAUUUAAUAUUUAUACUAUUUUGAAGAUAGAAACUGGCAUUUUUUUUGUGUUUGUGGCAAUUUGUAAAAUUUUCUUCUCUUACAUAUUGCAAAUUAUACAAUCUCUUUUGCAGUUAAGGAUAUGCAAUUUAUCCGACAAAUGCAAGUUGAUAAUUUAUUACAGGAGAUUACAUACUCUUCUGACCUUCAUUUUACAUGGUAAAGAUUUCACUGACAUACAGCUUUUCCUAAUGUAAAAAAUUGGUUUUCCAAAUGUACAAAUGUUGUAACUAGUGGUAGUAACUAGCAGUCUCCUUCUGCAUGUUUUUCCAUAAAUGUACCUUUUCUCUGUCUCUGGAAUAGCAAAUUUAGGAUUUCAGAAAUAAAUCGGGGAUUCUUUCUCUAAUCUGCUUGUUAAGGCAAUAAGUUUUAUAGGCCUCUGGCUGAUCUGCACUAAUUUGUAAGAACUUUUGUAUAUUCAGGGAGUGGAGUGUGUAAGUCUUUUCUUUUUAGAAAAUUAACUUUAAAAAAUCUCAUUAGACUAUUUGUUAAGGCUUUUGCAGUGUUAGCUUUGGUGUGAGAGGAUAUUGUCUAAUUUGUUUUCCAGUUCUUUUGUUGCUAUUCUUAAAAAAAAAAAAAAACCCACUAGUUACUGUUGAACAUGCCUAUACUGAGGAUAGAUUUUUUUCUAUGCAUAUUUAUUUUAAGACAAUCUUGAAAAUAAGCGGUGACUUAUGGAUAUUUAUUUAUAUUCAGUUUUUGGCAAGAAACCCGUGUCACAUUUUUGACCCCCCUGCGGUGUACUAUCAACUCCGAUUGUUAAAACCAAAAAUGUGUAAUGACAACAAAAUUUAAAAGCACAUUACAAUGAUUUGUAAUGACAAGUUCAUUUAAUCAUAUAUGCGUAUUUCCUUUGUGUGUCGUCAACUUUUUUCAUUUCAAAAUAAAAUGUCAUCA